Molecule: messenger RNA, 918 nt
Organism: Penicillium subrubescens
Lineage: Eukaryota; Fungi; Ascomycota; Eurotiomycetes; Eurotiales; Aspergillaceae
Exons: 4
Coding region: 1-918 (305 amino acids)
Source: RefSeq, a predicted model, not a curated record
AUGAAGGGUGUAGCUAGGAUAAAACGAUUCCUGCGCCGACCACGAGCCGUAACCAAAGAUCAGGACAUCACACCCCAGCGACCAUCAAAAAAGGCCUUCCCAGCCGGUCUCAAACUUCUUUACAGCCCAAAUGACGGGGCAAUAGAUAUUGUCUUUGUCCAUGGCCUAACCGGUGAUCGUGAAGCGACAUGGACCGCCCGUGGAGCGACCGAACCUUGGCCCAAAACCCUCCUCCCAACCAUGCUUCCGACAGCCCGCGUCCUUACUUUCGGAUACGACGCACAACGACCGGAACCACAUCUACACAAUAUUCUUCGUUCCACCCUCGGUAUUAUCUUUCUCGGUACACCGCACCACGGAGCUGGUCUUGCUAAAUGGGCCGAAGUCGUUUCCCGAUCAAUCGGCCUCGUCAAGCAGACGAAUCCCGAUAUCCUUGAGGUUCUUAGACGCGAUUCUGAAGUACUUGCGCGUAUUCAAGACGGCUUUCACACCAUGGUCAAGGCACGAAAUCUGGUAGAACCGCCGCCGAUUGAGGUCACUUGCUUCUACGAGGAACUACCUGUGCUUGGAUUUGGUUUAGUUGUGCCACAAGAUUCGGCCAUCCUGCCGGGUUACAUCCCCAUUGGAAUCCACAGCAACCAUAUGGAUAUGACGAAGUUCGCCAAUGUCGAUGACCCUGGAUUUGUGGCUGUUUGUGGAGAGCUGCGUCGGUGGAUUAGAGGAACUAAUGCACACAAGAAACGCCAAACGAAUCCGUCACUCGUUGAGCAGCCAAGUCUUGCAGCCGGCCAGUACGGUGAUAAUAAUCGCCAGUAUAAUCAGUUCGGUGAAGGGGCGCAGAAGAUCGUCGACGGCCAUUAUUUUGAAGCGCAUGGAAAUCAGAAUUUCGGUAUGGUGCCGCCCAAGGAGUCUUCAUAA